AUGAACGCCAAGGAUGCUGAUGUAACAACGACGAGUACUGGAAGAGAUGAUGAAAUUCUGGGAAUAUUUUUCGAUCAAUCGUUCGUUCCACAAGCCUUUGUUGAUAUACUACUGUCCAAUGCAGCAGAGCACGGAUUGAGCCAAGCACAAACGGUAUCCUCCUCUCUCCUCUCGCGACUUGAUUACUAUACCAAGAACCUAACUAGGGAAUUGGAGUCGACAGUACGAAAGUUGGAGAAUCUCUCCGGGGCUCUUCCGUCAGCAUGGGCAGCCAACGUCGAUGUCAAUAACGAAGAGUCAGGGCCACUCUCCAGGCCAAACUUUGGCAGACCUUCGAAAAUGGAAUACUAUUUGGACACAUUGACAAGCGCCGUCCGAACUAUUGAUAGUGACAUGACUAAAAUCGAUGGCCAACUGGAUGAGCUGAAUCACAAAUAUCUGGGCAGUGAAAAGACGGCUGAAAAGCUCAGAAAACUCGAACUAAUAAAAGGGAGGUUGCAAAAGGCAUCGCAAAACUUUAUAACGAUCAAGAGUAUCCUGGACAUAGCGGUAAUAUCUCAAGACAAGAAGAUGAGCGACUCUCAGCUGACCAUCAGCAUCUCGGACUUCAAAUCUUCGCUGAAAACUCUACAAGAUACUAUUAGUCAAUCAUUGAUGGAGUCUUCAAACAAAGAGAGUGCUUCGGAGAAAAAUCAGGAACUACUGGAUAAGAUUGACCUAUUUGUCGAUUUGAAGCCUCUGUUUAAAGAUCUCGAAAUGUUUAAUCCAGUUUUUACAGAGUUCACAGAAGCAAUCAAGGGUUCAGCCCGCGACUAUCUGAGUACAAAGGAUUUAGAGCGUGACUUUAUCAUAUGA
Molecule: messenger RNA, 855 nt
Organism: Torulaspora delbrueckii
Lineage: Eukaryota; Fungi; Ascomycota; Saccharomycetes; Saccharomycetales; Saccharomycetaceae
Gene: COG7
Product: Golgi transport complex subunit COG7
Exons: 1
Coding region: 1-855 (284 amino acids)
Source: RefSeq, a predicted model, not a curated record